UAAACAUUGCCAGCCUCUUUAAAAGAACCAUGUUUGAGAACCUCGCCACCUCCUGCCGAAAGUCAAGUCCGAUGGCGGUCUAAGCAGAGCUGAACAACCGUUAUUCUUCAGAAAACGUAGAGCUGAACGAAGGCUUAUUCCAAUUCCUAGUGCUUAUAUAUAGACCCACAAGGCAUCUCAAAGCUUUCAAGACUUGUGGGCGAGGGUGCCGAGUUCAGACAUGAAACCAUACCAGAGCUUUGGCCGCAUCGAACCGAGGAAGCUCGGCUGCACCGUCCUCCUGGGAUGCCUUCUCGUCCCCGUUAUCCUCAUCGCUGUCCUCAAGUCCAACUCCCAAUCCUUCGCCAUUCUAAGUUUUCAGCUCUCAAUCCGCACAUACCUGCCUUUGUCGACUGUGGAGGAAUCAAACAGUUCCGAGCAACAAGGUUUGGGAACCACAAGCUUACCACUUGCAUCAUUGACGGAUGAGCACAGGGAAAACCAGUCAAUCGAAGGUGAAGAAAUAACAAGUUUGCCUCCUCCUUUCAAAGAAGAGCAAUUAAAGAAUAACUCAAAUGCAGGCGGCAUAACGACUGUACUUAAUGCAUUGAAGGAGGAUCGAGGGAGAGACGAGUCGAUCCCAGAUAAAGAAACAACGGCAUUGUCCCUUCCUUCCCAAGGAAAACAAGGAGGGGAUAAACCAGAUGCAGGUUUCGAAAUCACAAGAUUGCCAUUGAAAGAAAAGCAAGGAGAGAAAGAAUUAGCAGGAGUUGAUAUAGCAAAAUUACCCCAAAACAUUCAUUUAAAAGAAAAGCCCGGGGAGAACAGCUCCAUGACAGAUAAUGUGAUGGAAUCAUCUCAUGCUUCAAAUGAGAAACAAGAGCAGAAUCUCAUAAUUGCAGGGAAUCCAAUUCAACAGCGCAAAUUGAUUUGUGAUUACUCGGGCCAAAGAUCAGAUACCUGUAUCAUGGAUGGUGAUGUCAAGGUUCUUGGCAAGUCUUCCACCAUCAUUUUAGUUUCUUCCUCUGGACCUAACACUUCACCAGAAAGCACAACAUGGAAGAUCAGACCAUAUGCUCGGAAGUGGGAGGCGCCUCUCAUGGCAUUGAUCACAGAAAUCACCCUGAAAUCAUCAGCAGAUACCAAACAAACCCCUCAUUGUGCAGUGAACCACAGUAUUCCUGCUGUUGUCUUCUCCACUGGAGGGUUUCUUGGUAAUUUAUUCCAUGACUUCAUUGAUGUGCUGAUCCCCCUGUUCAUUACCUCUCGCCAGUACAAUGGAGAGGUUCAGUUCCUUGCAACCAACUUCAAUUCCCAGUGGAUCAACAAGUACCAGCCUAUACUCAGACACCUCUCCCAUUACCAAGUAAUCAACAUGGACACUGACGAAAGGGUGCACUGCUUCCCCUAUGCUCAUGUGGGUCUCAAGAGCCACAAAGUUUUGGGCAUUGAUCCCUCCAAAACUCCAAAUGGGUACUCGAUGGCUGACUUCAGGGAGUUCCUAAGGUCAUGCUUCUCCUUGAAGAGAGAAGUAACCAAAAGAAUUAAUAAACAAUCAAGAAAGAAACCAAGGCUACUGAUCCUAUUGCGAAAGGGAUCAAGGUCAUUCAUCAAUGCAAGAGAAGUGAUAGCAACGGCUCGAAGAGUGGGCUACAAAGUGAUCACUGCUGGGCCUGAGGAAACAAAGGACCUACACCGAUUCUCCCAAAUUGUGAACUCCUGCGAUGUGAUGAUGGGAGUUCAUGGGGCUGGGCUGGCUAACAUGGUCUUCCUCCCAAGUAAUGCAACACUUAUCCAAAUAAUUCCAUGGGGUCAGCUGACAUGGGCUUGCAGACAUGACUAUGGUGAACCUGCCCCAGAUAUGGGAAUAAGGUAUCUGGAGUAUGAGAUAGGAGAAGAAGAGAGUUCCUUAAUAGCACAGUACCCAAGAGAUCAUGCAGUUUUUAAGGACCCUCUCUCAAUUCACAAGCAGGGCUUCACUGCUAUCUGGUCUGUAUUUCUAAACAAGCAAAAAGUAAAGCUCGACGUUCAUAGAUUUAGACGUGUGUUGUUAGGAGUUUUUCAGUCACUUAAACUGUAA
Phoenix dactylifera (date palm) is the source of this 2059-nucleotide messenger RNA. RefSeq names its product beta-1,2-xylosyltransferase XYXT1-like. Gene Ontology annotation, molecular function: glycosyltransferase activity. NCBI's taxonomy places the organism in Eukaryota, Viridiplantae, Streptophyta, Magnoliopsida, Arecales, Arecaceae. The record is from RefSeq and is a predicted model, not a curated record.